AUGUCGAGUAACCGUAACAUGUAAGCGUUACGUAUUAUAAUACAUACUAUAUAUACUGCAUAGCUUCUGCAUAAUUUGGCAGUGAAUUACACUAAGAAGUUAUCAUGGAGAUAGUAAGAAGCUUAACCCUCAUUUUUCUAUUCUCUAUGGCCUUGUUUGGCCUAUGUAGUAGCAACCAAAGUGUUAAUGCAUCCACAACUCAAGCCAAUAAUGCGACCGCCUUGAUUGUUAACCUACCAAAUGAUAAUACUACUUCCGAUUAUACUAAAGUUACCUUAGGGGACAAGAAACGGCAGAAUGGAGGUGGAGGUGGUGGUGGCAGUGGCGGAGGGGGAGGCAGUGGUGGAGGUGGGGGAGGUGGAGGUGGGUUUGCAUGGGGAUGGGGAGGAGGGGGUGGUGGCGGCGGCGGUGGCGGUGGUGGUAGAGGUGGGGGAGGAGGAUGGGGUUGGGGAGGUGGUGGUGCAGGGUCAUGGAAGUGGGGCCGAUGUAGUGGAGGGGGACGAGGAGGGAGAAAGCGACAUGAAAAGCAAAGAUAUGGUCGUGGAAACUUUAAGUUGGGAGAAUUUGCACAAUGCAUGGGAGGAGGAAGGUGCAAAGGAAUGAAGCUUGAUUGUCCACUUCACUGUGGUGGAUUUUGCUUCUAUGACUGCAUAAAUAUGUGCAAAGCUCAUUGUCGACGAUAAGCUUUGGUUUGUUCUUUGACGUCUUAAGUUCUAGCUAGUCUCAGGAUGUUCCCUCACCUUUUUGGUUUUUGCAACAUACGAGCUUGUUUUUUUGGUACUGAAUGGCUAGUCAUAGCAGCCGACCUAAAUGUAGGGACUAAGGCUUUGUCGUUGCUGUUGUAGUAUAACUAGCUAUGGCUGACAUUUCUGUGUGUUUGUUGAUUGUACACUUGGUAAACCCAUGUUAUGCUCCGCAGAUAUCCUCAGUCUAUUUCUUCGGUCUUGAUCUUGCUCCUCUGACCCCAUUCAAUUUCAAAUAUGCUUAAUAAUCACAAAUGUUCUCAACUUCUCAUGUAUAGGAUUCUCUUCGAUUAUUAAACCAACUAAUUGGAAUGAGAUGAGUAUUUUUGAAAAUAUAUUAAGAAAAUCGUAUUCCCAAAAUCCCCUGCCCCCUUCGGUUGAUCCCUACAAUUAGACUGUCCAGUAAAUUGACAGAACCCUCAUUCUAUUUUCAACUGUUGCAAUUAAACAUAAUUUUG
Molecule: messenger RNA, 1201 nt
Organism: Chenopodium quinoa (quinoa)
Lineage: Eukaryota; Viridiplantae; Streptophyta; Magnoliopsida; Caryophyllales; Amaranthaceae
Product: putative glycine-rich cell wall structural protein 1
Exons: 1
Coding region: 105-683 (192 amino acids)
Source: RefSeq, a predicted model, not a curated record